GAGCAGAAAACAUGAAAAUCAUUCUAGUCUUUCUAUUCAUUGCCCCACUUGCUCUCUCAGCUAGAGCUGAGAAGGAUUAUUCCUCCUUUGAUUCUGCUGCAUCUCCCGAGACAAAAUCAAGAUUUGCCAUGUUGGACGAUGUACGAAUCUUAGCCAAUGGACUCCUCCAGCUUGGGCAUGGUCUUAAAGACUUUGUCCAUAAGACAAAGGGGCAGAUGAAUGACAUCUUUCAAAAACUUUACAUUUUUGAUAGGUCCUUCUAUGAGCUCUCACUGCAAACUAGUGAAAUCAAAGAAGAAGAAGAACAGCUCAGACAAACUACAGCCAGACUGCAAAUCAACAAUGAAGAGAUAAAGAAUCUCUCACAGGAGAUGAAUUCAAAGAUUGAAGACCUCAUACAAAACAAAAUCCAGCUGCAAGAAAAAGUAUGGGGACUGGAGGACAAAGUCACUAAACUGGCCACUAUCCAGCCUUCAGUGCAAGAGACAAAAGACAUUUCUUCACUCAAAGCUUUCGUGGAGCAGCAGGACAACCACAUCAAGCAACUUCUCAAAAUCGUAGAGGACCAGCAUGUGCAACUCGACAGACAGAACAAUCAAAUAAUGGAGCUGGAGGACAAGCUAAACCACAUAGAGCUCCAAGAACUUGCACAGGACUCCUUCACGGGAGAGCAAACAGAACCAGAGGCCACCCCCUUCCCUGUGCACAACGCCACGGCUGUAACACACAGAUCCGACGGUGCUGCUCCUGACUGCACUGCUCUUUAUAACAGCGGCAUGCCGUCCAGUGGUGUUUACACUAUUAAGCCCAAUGGCUCAGAAGCUUUUGAUGUCUACUGUGAAAUGAAAUUUGGCAGUUCCUGGACUGUAAUCCAGAACAGAGUGGAUGGAUCACUAGAUUUCAACCAAACCUGGGAUGCCUAUACAAACGGUUUUGGCGACCUCAAUGAGGAAUUCUGGCUAGGCCUGAACAAGACCUAUUCCAUUACUAAACAAGGGGACUACAUCUUACGGAUUGAGCUGCAGGACUGGAAGGAUAAUAAACGUCACGUCGAGUAUGCAUUCAGCCUGGGAGGCCCCGAAACAGACUACACUCUACAGCUUUCACGGAUCUCCGGGAGCAUUCCCAAUGCCCUGCCAGAGCAGACAGAACUGCAGUUCUCAACUGCAGACCAUGAGGUGGACAUAAGAAAUGACUUCAACUGUCCAGAAAACUACCUAGGAGGCUGGUGGCACAGUGAAUGUGAGGAAACCAAUCUUAACGGGAAAUACAUCACACCAAGGUCAAGAGGAAGACUAGACAGAAGAAAAGGCUUAUACUGGAAGCCUAAGAAAGGAAGAUACUACUUGCUCAAGUCAACCAAAAUAAUGAUACACCCAACGGAUUUAAAAAGUUUUGACUGAAUGCUUAACCUGAUGCAUCUUAAUUCAGAACACAUAUACUGAACAUUACUACAUCAAAGAAGUUCAUGUUAUCUUUAAGAACAGAUGCACGUCUAUAUCCAUACAAUGUACGGUGUAUUCUCCAGUACAUAAACCUGAGGCA
Messenger RNA from Tyto alba (common barn owl), 1545 nucleotides. RefSeq names its product angiopoietin like 3 (gene ANGPTL3). The record is from RefSeq and is a predicted model, not a curated record. Bases 12 to 1403 code for a protein of 463 amino acids. The transcript has 7 exons. NCBI's taxonomy places the organism in Eukaryota, Metazoa, Chordata, Aves, Strigiformes, Tytonidae. Gene Ontology annotation, biological process: triglyceride homeostasis; phospholipid catabolic process; cholesterol homeostasis.